Scleropages formosus (Asian bonytongue) is the source of this 1991-nucleotide messenger RNA. Its product is annotated as G-protein-signaling modulator 1-like. Lineage: Eukaryota; Metazoa; Chordata; Actinopteri; Osteoglossiformes; Osteoglossidae. Gene Ontology annotation, biological process: regulation of inflammatory response. The coding region runs from base 208 to 1338 and encodes 376 amino acids. Gene Ontology annotation, molecular function: GTPase regulator activity; protein binding. The transcript has 5 exons. The record is from RefSeq and is a predicted model, not a curated record.
GUGAGUCUGCACUGUGUGUGUCAGUCAAGCCUCAGUCCAUUCUACGGAAAAUCUGGUGUUUCUGUGUUUGUUUUUUCAACUUUCUGUCGCAGGCUUAAGUUACGGUACCUUCAGCUGCUGUUGAUUCAAGGAGGUGAUGCACAGCAAAGCAGAAAAAAGAAAAGGAAACAGGUUUACAUGUAGGCUGGUUGGCUUGUGUUGAGGUCAAUGGAAGUCAGUAUUGAUGUUAGAGAUGAAACUACAGAAGCAGAGUUCUGUGAGCCGCUUUUCAUCUACGAGGAAGGGGAUGAAGUACAACGGCAUGGAGCUAACAGCAGAAAAAGUGGCAGAAGAGUGCAUGCUCCACAUGUACAUAUAGAAUCUGAAGAAUGUGAAGUUGGAAACAAGGAGGCAGAGACAGAAGAUUCAGUGGAGAUACGCAGGAUGGGACAAGAGGAGAUCGAGGGAGAGAAAGGCCAAGUGAAUAAAAAGGAGCCAGCACAACAAUGUGAAGAGGAGGUCAAUUUGGAGGGAGAGAGAGAAGAUGAGGUGAAUGAUGAGAGAAAGACAACAAAAAGCAAAGAAACCAAGCUAGGAGGGAGUCUGGGUGGGCCAAGCAACGACGAAACAGAGACAGAAGCAAAAUGCAGAGACAUGCAAGCUGGGGCUGAAUCUGAGAAAGAGCAGAAAACAAGAGGCACUUUUGCAGAAAAGGAUGGAAAAAGGAGUGACAUGUUAGGAACAGACGUGGGAACACAGGUUGUUGACCAACAAGCUCCUAAGCAGAGAUCUAAGGAUACAUUGAGUCCCCAGGAUGCACAGAAACAGAUGCGCAGGUUAACCCCUGACUUUCCUGACUCCCUAUAUGAGCUGCUGUGCUCUAUUCAGGAGGGUAGAAGGCUCAAUGACCAGCGUUGCUCUUUUACACCAGAACGGAGGUGUCACUCUGAGCCAAGCACCCCUGUCCCACGACACAAAGUGAUGUUCUCAUCAAUGACAUCACUCCAAAAGGAGGAGUUUUUCGAGCUAGUGGCUACAUUCCAAGGCCGUCGGCUUGAUGACCAGCGUGCGGAACUGCAGCGUAGUCCAUCCUCUCCAGAACCUCCUCAGUUUAAAGUGAACAAGAAGAAGAACAGCAUAAAGGAAGUGGAAUUAAAGGGAGUGGCCACCAAAUCAGCUCCUAAAGAGGAUCUGUACAACAUGAUUCUUACUUCUCAAGCCCAAGGGAGACUAGAGGACCAACGCAGUGCUGCUCCUGGCCCCAUGGAUGAUGAGGACUUCUUCUCCUUGCUCUUGAAAGUCCAAGGUGGGCGAAUGGAUGAACAGAGGACGGAGCUUCCUAUGGCACUCCAAUACUAAUGCCAAGAACAAGUUGGGAACUGGGCAUAGAAGGUUGUUUUGAUAGUGUGGUAGGGAUCAUGACAGGUAGGCUUUCAUGCAUCAGGUCCACAUUUUUGGCAUGCCAAGACUUUUCCAAGACCUUGUAAUAGAUGUCUAAUCAUUUCUGCUUGAGUUAGGCAUUACACUCUUUGAUUUAUCUGCUCAUAUGAGUUAAAACUGUUAGCAACAAAAGCUGUGGAGAUCAAACAGCAUUUGCACUAUUUCAAGUAUAUUUCAAAGUACUAUCCCACUCUUUUCAGCAUAUUUUCAGUAUAUGCAAGUCAUUGUUCAGAGUGUUAUAACAAAUGUGUCCGUGUCUAGUCAGGGCAGUUAUAAUGUCAGAGAUAAAAGGGUAUUUAUACAAGAAGAGAGGACAAAAAAAUUACUUAGCAUCAGUUUCUAGAUGUAAGUUAUUGAAAGGCUAGUCACUCUUAGUGUCAUAAUUUAAUGGCUUCAUACGCCAUGUUCUGUGUAUAAUCAAAUAAAACUACACAACUAUAUGUUGUCAGCAAACACUGUCUUGCGAAUGUAAAAAUGAUGUAGAGUGCAUUGAUAAGCGCAUGUAAUUAUCCAUUAUAAAACCCAUGGAAAUGAAACAAAAUAAUAUUGUUUAAAUUGUAAUUAUAGCGGAA